AUGCGACGCUCUGCCACCUUCCUGGGGUUGACUGCUCUGCGGAGCGUUGCUGCCACUGGUUGGCGCUACCACAAACAAGGGGCACCUGAGCGGGUUUUGCAGUACGAGCGCUACCGAAUCCCUUUUGAUAGGAGCGGUUCUCAAGCAGUGGUAAAGAUGUUGGCGGCCCCCGUCCACCGACACGACCGGGCCAUGAUCGGCGGGUACUGUGGGCCGCUUCGACCCACCGCAUUUCCGCAGGUUGCGGGUGUUGAGGGUGUUGGAGUUGUUGAAGAAGUUGGUAAAGGGGCCUCACUGCUGCUUCAGGAAGGCGACCUUGUAUGGGUUAAUAAUCCAACAGUGGGCACAUGGGCCACACAUGUUGUGACGGAUGUUGAAAAUUUGGACGUCGUGCCAAAUCGCGCAGAUGUUGAUAUUGAAUACCUUGCUUCGCUCUCGCUUUUCCAUACGGCGUACCAUUUAACGAAUAGUUUCGUGAGUCUGCAACCAAACGACGUAGUACUUCAGACAGGCGCCUCGUCCUCUAUCGCUCAAAUUUGUCAGGGUUACAUCCGUGCCCGUGGUGCAAAAUUGUUCCAGACAAUGCAAUUGGGACGCACGGAGCAUGCACAUCUUUUAGCUUUCUUCAAAAUGAGGGGAGCAUUUGCCGUCGUGCCGUACAAUUACGUGCGAACUAACUACAUGCGUCGGCUUCUUUCUGACGUGCCGCCGCCAAAGCUUUUACUCAACCACACCUGUGGUAACUUCGCUUCCAGUUUAGUUAAUCUUCUCGGUGACAAUGGUGUUUGUGUUACAUAUGGCAAUACAGGCGGAAAGCCGCUUCAGAUCGCCAAUAUGGACGUCAUUGCACGUGGUAUUAAGUUCAAAGGAUUCUUCCUACCACACUGGAUAAAGAGCCACACACGUGAGGCUCGGAUGCGCGUUCACCAGAAUGUUGUGGAGAGCAUGACGAUUUCGCAGGGCCACGGUAUAUUUCGGGCGCAGCGCUUCAAAAUGGAUGGCGACAGCAUAUUCGCCUUCAGCAACGCAUGGGAUGCUCCCCUCGGCAGCCGCAAACCCGUUCUGCGCAUGGUGGGCGAAUACGGUGAGUGGCGCCGACCCCGCUCAGACCAAGCCGCAUGGAACAUUGGUCGUGCGGUAUGGGACGAUUUACUGCAGCAAAUGUGGGAGAGCGCCGGAACAACUGAAAAUCCUCAGUCAAUGAAGUACUACACUCCCUUCAACGACAUUUAUUCGCAAUUUCAUGACGGGAAGCAAUCAAAGGAGAUGGGCCAUCGUGAAGUUUUCUUCCGUCGGCCAAACGCCCCACGUCACAAUGCGGCAGAGAGCACACAUUGA
Trypanosoma brucei brucei TREU927 is the source of this 1338-nucleotide messenger RNA. RefSeq names its product oxidoreductase, putative. Bases 1 to 1338 code for a protein of 445 amino acids. Gene Ontology annotation, molecular function: trans-2-enoyl-CoA reductase (NADPH) activity. NCBI's taxonomy places the organism in Eukaryota, Euglenozoa, Kinetoplastea, Trypanosomatida, Trypanosomatidae. Gene Ontology annotation, cellular component: mitochondrion. The transcript has a single exon. Gene Ontology annotation, biological process: fatty acid metabolic process. The record is from RefSeq and is a predicted model, not a curated record.